CUGCAGACCGGUGGGUAACACACCACCUCACCUCUUGCUCGCCGGUCUGCUUUCAACUCUGGAACCAACGCAACCAAUACUUUGAUUAAGCGGGUCGUUGUUUUACAGCCACAAGUGGCCCAUCAACAUGGUGUGGAUGCUGCAACACACCCUCACACUUUUACUAACUGUGCAGGUCAUAUACUCAACUCUGAUUCCUGUGAGGGCCGAGGAGGAGACCAGAGAGUGCAGAGAACUGGAGUACAAGGACCGGUUUGGAAACUGUAAACCCUGCAAGCAGUGUGAUGCAGGACAGGAGCUUUCAAAGGAAUGUGGCUUUGGUUAUGGAGAGGAUGCCCGGUGUGUGCCCUGCCGGAGCAGCCGCUUCAAAGAGGACCGAAGCCUGCAAAAGUGCAAGGCCUGCUUGGACUGUGGAUUCAUCAACCGCUUCCAGAAGGGCAACUGCUCCACAACCAGCAAUGCAGUGUGUGGCGACUGUCUGCCAGGAUAUUACAGGAAGACAAAAUUAAGUGGUUUCCAGGACAUGGAGUGUAUACCCUGUGGGGACCCUCCACCUCCUUAUGAGCCUCACUGCAGUGGGCGAGUAGACCUGGUGCCGCUUCCCUCGGUGGUGACCAGCCCGCAGGACAUGGCCCUGGCUGCAGUCAUCUGCAGCGCUCUGGCCACCGUGCUGCUUGCCCUGCUGGUCCUGUGUGUCAUCUACUGCAAGAGACAGCUGCUAGAGAAGAAGCCCAGCGCAGCCUCUCUGAGGUCCCAGGACUGUCCGUAUAGCGGAGCAGAGCUCUCCUGCUUGGACCCCCGCUGGCUUCACGACUUUCCCCAUAGACACUGCUGCCAGUGUCACCUGGGCCCCGGACACUCCUGCGGUCCAGUCCACCUUAUCCCAUCGCUGUGGUAUGAUGAAAGGUGCAGUCUGAGCCGCAGCCAUGACAACAGUCCCUUCCAGUCCCAGACGAGCCUCAGUGACGGGAACCGGGAUGAGGAGAGCACACCUGUGCAGCAGGGGGGACGCCCAGGGUUUGACACCGUGGAGGCCGGUGGGAUAACGAGGAGCUGGGAGCCUGCAGAGUGUUUGCCUCAGUGCAACUCGGAAUGUACAGAAAGAAUGGAGGAGGAUUGUGAGGGGGACAGAGAAGAAGAAGGGUGCAGGUCAAGGGAGAGUUCACCUGAGAGGAGCAGGCAGAUCCCCAGUGAAGCUGUGACAGAAGCACUUCAUCCCAAACAGCUCACGUCAACUCAGUUAGGAUGACAUGGACUUGUUUGGCUCGUGUUCCACCCUUGAACCAGCCUGGACUCAACAACAGCCGCAGCCAGAUCCCGUUUCAGAUUACUCACACCUGCCAUUCCCCCUACCACUCCCCCACACACACACACACUUUUAACUGCCUGCAGCUGACCUCAGAGCCACUGCUCAAAGAAAGAAUCUGAACGAGUAUGUUCAUACAUGUAAACAAUAGCACUAUGGAGAAUACUCAAAGCAUGAGGGCAAAUGCACGCACGCACGCACGCGCACACA
Molecule: messenger RNA, 1516 nt
Organism: Limanda limanda (common dab)
Lineage: Eukaryota; Metazoa; Chordata; Actinopteri; Pleuronectiformes; Pleuronectidae
Gene: tnfrsf19
Product: tumor necrosis factor receptor superfamily, member 19
Exons: 10
Coding region: 128-1249 (373 amino acids)
Biological process (GO): positive regulation of JNK cascade; positive regulation of canonical NF-kappaB signal transduction
Cellular component (GO): plasma membrane
Molecular function (GO): signaling receptor activity; protein binding
Source: RefSeq, a predicted model, not a curated record